Molecule: messenger RNA, 678 nt
Organism: Zygotorulaspora mrakii
Lineage: Eukaryota; Fungi; Ascomycota; Saccharomycetes; Saccharomycetales; Saccharomycetaceae
Gene: GOS1
Product: Gos1p
Exons: 1
Coding region: 1-678 (225 amino acids)
Biological process (GO): vesicle fusion; endoplasmic reticulum to Golgi vesicle-mediated transport
Cellular component (GO): cis-Golgi network; SNARE complex; Golgi medial cisterna
Molecular function (GO): SNAP receptor activity
Source: RefSeq, a predicted model, not a curated record
AUGUCUACGGCUCAGUCGUUUGUUACCAUAAGAAGUCAAGCUAUCUCUUUGGAGACACAGGCAGAAUCUUUACUUUCACGAUACUCCUCAUUCGCCCAAACAACAAGUUCUGAACAAACUGGAGAGGAGAGAAAACUAGAUAAGCAACUUGAAGAUGCCCUUUUUCGGAGGCAGGAGGUGAUUGAAGCAUUAUCCAAGGUAUGCAAUGAAAAUCCUAAUAUAUCGGCAUCUAAGCUGUCGCAAUUGCAACGCCACAAGGAAAUUUUGCAAGAGCAUUGGAAGAGUUUCAGAAAUAUUCGAUCGUCGAUUCAACAAGAGCGAAACAGAUUGAAUCUUUUGUUCAAUGUUAAAAACGACAUCGCGCAGCAGCAAGAAUCCGCAACCGAUAAUGAUCUUGUUGGUAAUGAAGAUGAUUACUAUCAUAAUGAAUCUAGAAGGGUUGAUCAAUCCCAUAGCAUUGUUGACAGACUUAUUUCCCAAGCUUGGGAAACUCGAGAUGAGUUCAGUUCACAAGGUAGUAUUUUGCAAAAUGCAAACAACAGAGUUUCGGCCACUUUACAAAGAAUACCAGGUAUAAAUCAAGUUAUCAAGAAAAUUGGUACAAGAAGAAGGAAAAAUGCCAUAAUAUUGGCUACUGUCAUCGUGAUAUGCGUAUUAAUAUUAUUCUUCACGUGGUAA